AUGACACAGACGAGCCCAACGCUCAAGACUCAAAAUCACUCAUGUUUGUCACCUUGUCCCUCUUGGGAUUCCGCGAUAACAAUUGCAUCGUCACCCAGCAGCCUGAGCAGCUGCGACGGCAUCGAUGACGAUGAAUGCAAUUUCUUCAGCGACUCUGACGAGCUCCCCUCGAAAUCUACUGAUGAGAAGCUCGACAUCGGCUCGGGCUUUUCAACUCCCUCCACCGUGCAGCCGGUAGCUGCUGGGCAGGAGGAACCCGAGAGAACUCCCGUACCCACGCCCUUGGACGCUGACCGUCUUCAUUCUCUCUUUUCUGAGUAUGAAAAGCUUGUCAAUGGGCAGGAGGUACCGCGUGAACGCGAGGGCUCACCAGAUGAGAGUACGAAUCUGUCCAUGCCGAAGUAUCUUGCCCAGCUUACAACCGAUUUCUGGAACGCGCUCUUGCUUCUCUUGUGGACUACUGCCCGACAGGAGGACCACGAGAGUGACACGAGUUAUGGCAAACCUUCUGUAAAUGAGCGGCUCAACAGUAUCCAUCCGCCCGCCAUGACGACUCGCAAUCUACUCUCCGGUCCCGUCACUCUAUCUGCCGCAACAGCGAAAAGCAGAAAUGUUCUUCACGCUCUGGAAUACCCGCAGCAGAAGGAAAAUUUCUACAAGCGCAUGGAGACCUAUCGUCCUCUUCUGGCUGAUCUCGUAGCACAUCACCUUGGCACCAAACCAACGGACGUUACUAUUUCUUCGCAAGAUUACUGGCGCCAUGGAUCAUUCAAUCUUUGUAUACCUGUCCAUAUCGACCCCUCUGCGAAGUCAGCACCCCCACAGUUCGUGUUGCUCCGCUUUCCGUUGCCGUACCGCGUUGGAGAAGUAGUACGGCCCGGCAACUCGGAUGAGAAGGUCAAUUGUGAGGCUGCAACAUACGCUUGGCUCCAAGAGAACUGCCCUGCAGUUCCUAUACCCCAGCUUUACGGCUUUGGGCUGUCUACUAACCAAAGAUUUACGAAUCUUGACUUCCUUCCGUGGUGGUCGCGCUGGUUCCAGCAAGCUCGCCGCUAUUUUCUAGCUACUUUUGGCUUCCCGCAGCCUUCACGAUACGUGUGCCAUCCCUCUAGCCGCUUUGCCGACCUCGAUAUCGGUUACCUGCUUAUCCAAACCAUUACUUCCGGAGAGAUGCUUUCAGAAUCCUGGGAUGAGAAGCGUGACGAUGUCCGUCUCCAAGAUAAUCUACAGCGAAGUCUCGCUAGGAUGAUGCUCUCGCUUGCAAGCGUUCCCCUGGCGCGUAUCGGAGCAUUCCGACUGGACAACAACGGGUAUUUGCAUUUAGAUAAUCGUCCUCUGAAUGUUAUGUUUACUAUGCAUGAGAACGAAGGCAUCCCCCUUAAUAUUUCCAGACACACAACCUUCUCUAGCGUCGAUGACUUCAUCCUUCAGCAUUUGGCGGCUUUUGACAACCGGCUACUCUACCAGCAAAACGCCAUAACUAGCCGUGACGAUGCGUGGUACCAGAUGACCAGUCUAGCUGCCGCAAGAGCUAUAUUCCCGCAAAUGUUCCGGAGAGACUUUUUUUACGGCCCUUUCGUGUUUACUUUAACCGAUAUACAUCGAAGUAACAUCUUCGUUGAUGAGGACUGGAAUAUUACUUGCAUCAUUGACCUAGAAUUUGCCUGCUCAUCGCCCAUCGAAUUUCUACAACCGCCAUACUGGCUCGGCGGUGGAUUAAUCGACGAGAUUGAACCUAUCGAGUUCGCACCGAAACAUGCUGCAUUCCUCGAGCUCCUAAAGCGAGAAGAACAGCUUCAGAACUACCGAAGAGAUGCAGAGCCCCUCUCGUGUAUCAUGCAGCAAGCAUGGACAAACGGGGCGUUUUGGGUCACGCUAGCGGUAAAGGAUCCAGUAGCCUUCACGGAGAUAUUCUACGAUCGUAUAUUACCCAGCUACUUCUCCUACUCUCCGGAAGAACUAAGCAAGGCCGAUUAUAGAUUCUUUGCCCGUCUGUGGCGCCCUAACAUCUGUGACAUCAUUGACAAGAAACUGCAAGACCGAGACACGUAUUUGGAGAGACUUAAUGCAGUUUUCACCGACUUUACAUGA
Metarhizium album ARSEF 1941 is the source of this 2091-nucleotide messenger RNA. RefSeq names its product Aminoglycoside phosphotransferase. Lineage: Eukaryota; Fungi; Ascomycota; Sordariomycetes; Hypocreales; Clavicipitaceae. The record is from RefSeq and is a predicted model, not a curated record. The transcript has 4 exons. The coding region runs from base 1 to 2091 and encodes 696 amino acids.